Molecule: messenger RNA, 2832 nt
Organism: Batrachochytrium dendrobatidis JAM81
Lineage: Eukaryota; Fungi; Chytridiomycota; Chytridiomycetes; Rhizophydiales
Product: karyopherin beta
Exons: 14
Coding region: 30-2654 (874 amino acids)
Biological process (GO): protein import into nucleus
Cellular component (GO): cytoplasm; nucleus
Molecular function (GO): small GTPase binding; nuclear import signal receptor activity
Source: RefSeq, a predicted model, not a curated record
CAACGACUUUCAACUCAUUGACUCUUAUCAUGUCUAUUGCUGAGCUACUGGCAAAUACUCUCUCGCCCACUCAGACUAUUCGAGAGGAUGCCACCAACAAACUUAAUUCGUACGAAUCAGAGAAUUUCCCAAACUAUCUAGGUCUGCUCUGCCAAGAACUUACCUCUCAGCAAACUCCCAUGGACAUCAGAAAGAGUGCUGGCCUGAUUUUUAAAAAUUCUCUUACUUCCAGGGAUGCUGUUCGCCAGACUGAAAUGGCUGCAAGAUGGAGAAACAUCGAUCCGGCAUUUAGAACUCAAGUCAAAACAGCCAUUCUUCUCUGCAUUGCUGCUCCCGUUGCAGGGCCUUCUAAAGUCUCGGGCCAGGUUGCUGCCGCAAUUGCCGCUAUUGAACUCCCGCAUGAUGAAUGGCCUGAUUUGAUCAGUUCACUUCUUGAAAAAGUUACUACUUCUGAAGCCGAUGUUGCCAAGCAAGCAUGUCUCCAAACCAUUGGUUAUAUUUGCGAAUCAAUUGAACCUAGCGUACUAAGAGGUCAAUCUAAUGCCAUUCUAAAUGCUGUUGCCCAUGGAGCUCGCAAAGAAGAGACCAAUAACGCUGUGCGUCUCUGUGCAAUCCAGGCACUUUUCAACUCGCUUAGUUUUGUUCGAGAUAAUUUUGAGAACGAGGGUGAAAGAAAUUACAUUAUGCAGAUUGUUUGCGAAGCUACUCAAUGCUCAGAUGCUGAAGUUCAAGUUGUUGCUUUCGAGUGUCUCGUCAAAAUCAUGUCUUUGUAUUACGAAAAAAUGGUUUUCUAUAUGCAAAAGGCUCUUUAUGGGCUUACCGUGCUAGGUAUGCGCCACGACAAUGAAAAAGUCGUACUUCAAGCCGUAGAAUUUUGGUCUACUGUUGCAGAGACUGAGCUGGAUAUACUCUACGAGCAUCAGGAUGCAUUGGAAGCCAACGAACAACCAGAACGUGAACUCUUUCAUUUUGCCUCGACUGCAUUGCCUCAAAUUGUCCCAGUUUUGUUGUGGCUCAUGACAAAGCAAGACGAGGAUGACGACGAGGACACAUGGAAUAUUUCCAUGGCCUCUGCUACUUGUUUGUCAUUGUUUGCUACUUGCUGUGCAGAUGCCAUUGUUCCUCUGGUUCUUCCCACUAUCGAGUCCAACAUCAAAAAUGAAGAUUGGAAAUUCCGUGAGGCUGCUGUCAUGGCAUUUGGUGCAAUCUUGGAAGGUCCUGAUCCCACGCAGCUUGGUAAUCUGGUGCAAAUGGCGUUUCCCACUCUUUUAGAGCUUAUGAACGAUAACAUGGAACAGGUCAAGGAGACUGCUGCCUGGACUCUCAGCCGUAUCAGUCAGAAUCUUAUCCAGUUUGUCACAUUUGAGCAAUUUCCUGUCUUGAUCUCCACCAUUCUCAAAGGCUUGAGCGAUAAUCCUCGUGUUUCUACUCACUGCGCUUGGUGUAUUAUUAAUUUGGCUGAAAAUACCACUCCUACAUCCGACAAUCCUGAAAUUGAGUUUGCAGAAACCUCUCCAUUAUCAAGUUUCUUUGAACCCAUUGUUAGUGCAUUGCAUCAGUGUGGUGAGGCUGCUACCAAUGCUCCACAUUUGCGUGCUUCUGUUUUUGAAGCCAUGGCUACUGUUAUUGCGACCAGUGCAGAUGACUGUCUUGGCUCUGUGCAAAACCUGACUACCGUGUUGCUGCAACGUCUUAACGAGUCUGUCAAUGUACAGAGCCAGCUGGUUGGUGCUGAUGAGCGUCGCGUUCACCAUGAUCUUCAAGCUCAUCUCUGCAGUGUCCUUACAGCCGCUAUUCGCCGCCUUAAAAAUCAGAUUGCACAGAUUGCUGAUCCCAUCAUGUCAACCAUGCUGCUUGUUAUUUCCAAUGCACCAAAGGCAUCCACUGUUAUGGAAGAUGCAUUUUUGGUGUGCGGAGCUCUUGCUGCCGUAAUCGAAGGCAAUUUCUUGCGUUAUGUAAACACGUUGCUACCGUAUGUGAGUUCUGCCAUGCAGAACGUUGAGGAAUACCAAGUGUGUAUUACUGCUAUUGGCUUAAUUGGCGAUAUUUGCCGUGCUGUGGGUGAAAGCAUUCUUCCUUAUUGUGAAGGUAUUAUGGGGGCUCUUGGUAGUCUGAUACAGAAUCCCAGUCUCCAUCGUUCUAUCAAGCCGGCCUGUCUGGCUGUUUUCGGUGACAUGUGUCUUGCGAUUGGAAAUAAUUUUGAACCAUUCUUGCAGCCCACAAUGAUGGCGACUCACCAAUUAUCCGAGAGUCUUAAUCAAAUGCCAACCGUGAGUGAUGCCUUGAUUUACGAAUAUAUCUACCUUAUGCGUGAGGGUAUUGCAGAAGCAUAUGUUGGUAUUGUUCAAGGUCUCAAGGCUAGUGAUCGGGGUAGGACUGCACAACUCAUCACACCCUAUGCACACCAAAUCUUUGCAUUCUUGGAGGCCGCUACUGCUCAAGAAGAUCGCACCGAGUCUGUAACUCGUAGUAUUCUUGGUCUUAUUGGUGAUUUGGGCGAGCUCUUGCCACUUGGUACAAUGAAGCCGCUUUUCAGUGCUGAAUGGAUUCCUCUAUUGUUAAAGGAAGUCAAAGUGGAUCGUAAUGCUUCUAUUAGUACCAAGGAAGUUGGACGAUGGGCAAGAGAAAUGGUUCGCCGCCAAGUGUCGGUUUAAAUGAAGAUCCACCAUCACGCCAGCUUCACAUUUAAUGCUUAUGUGCAAUCUUUGAAUUCUAUCCUGCUUCAUCCAUCUACUCCUACCUAUAUCUCUUCUGAUUUUUGUGUUUCUAUCAAUUCUUUUACUUGUCCCUUGCCUUUACUUGUUGGUUUUUCGAAUCAAAAAGAUUUUUGUG